This is a messenger RNA of Frankliniella occidentalis (western flower thrips), 6166 nucleotides long. RefSeq lists its product as uncharacterized. The record is from RefSeq and is a predicted model, not a curated record. Gene Ontology annotation, cellular component: nuclear membrane; rough endoplasmic reticulum membrane. Gene Ontology annotation, molecular function: microtubule binding. Gene Ontology annotation, biological process: neuronal signal transduction; chemotaxis. The coding region runs from base 359 to 3556 and encodes 1065 amino acids. NCBI's taxonomy places the organism in Eukaryota, Metazoa, Arthropoda, Insecta, Thysanoptera, Thripidae. The transcript has 5 exons.
CGCCGUGCGUCCCUCUGGUCUGCCCGGGCCAGUGGUGUGCCCCGCGCCGCCGCGUCCUCACUCGUCCUCGCGGGCCGCGGGUGAUCCCGCCCCGGCUGGCUGCGACUGUUGCAGCAGAUCCCGCGCGCAGAGCUCCGCCAGGUGCCGUCUAGGCUAGGACGGCCCAGGACUGCACGGGUAUUCACGUAGAACGGCUCGGCGGCCAGCAGGAAGCGCCCGGGCGGGCAGGACUCGACUCCAGCAGAGCGUCAUGGUUUGCUAGUCACCCUCCCCGCCAGCUCCGCCAGCACCAGCCAGCGCUCCAGCUCAGCCCGGAGCAGGAGUGCCAGGACUGCCAGAGCCAGCCGCUGAGCUGAGCAUGGCCGAGGUGCCCAGCCCCGGGGGCCCCGGCCCCGGGUCCGCGUCCAGCCCCACAGGCGCCCCCGAGGCCGUGCCGCAGUGGAAGCGCGACCUGCUGGAGCGACGGCGGGCGUCCGGACGCAGCAUCUCGGCGUCCAGCAGCGGACUGGGCGUCGUGAGCCUGGGCCUAACCUGCCCCGGUGUAGUGGCGGCCGUCAGGCACCCCGGCCAGGGGCCUGCAGCUGCAGCGGGCCCCUCCGGCCCCUCCGCCUCCGACUUUCACCAGAGAGCGCGAGCGGGAGCGCGCUCGGCCCCCGAGUCCCCUGCCGAGCCCCCGCGGCCCCAGCCCGACCGGGACCGAGCGUCAGCGGCGGCAGCGGCCGAGUCAGUGCCCGUCGGAGUCCCAGUCGGCUUCGACGGUGGGAACAUGCGGCUUGUGGAGCAGCUGCAGCUUCAGCGCGACGACAUAACCUUCAAUGGACAGGACGAUUUGAAGCAACGGUUUAUAAACAUGGGCGAGGAGAAGAUGCUCCUGCCCCUAUCGGGGCCCAGGGCUCUGGCCCGUGUCCCCCGCGCAGCCAAGCAGUACCUGGCCAAGGUGGCGAACCAAAAGAAUGGCACGCCGACAGAAGAUGAAUGCAACUCAGACUCCAGUGAGGAACUGCAAUACGGACCGGGCAUCGUCAAGAAGCUCAAGAACAAGUACCUCACCAUGACCCUGAGGGAGAGUAGCUCCAGACCCUCCCUGUCCUGUAUGAGGAGGGCCACCAGCCUGGAAAACCUACUGGAUGAGGAGACAACUAUCAUCAAACCGACAGACACUAAGCCAGCCCAGUUUGUUAAGAGGGUAACAGGCAAUAACACAGUAAAAGUGGUCACUCAUCAGUCUCGCAGUGUAGAACCUUCCCAGCGAGACAUGAAGCGGGCACGUUCUAUGGAAACUUUAUUACGCUAUGAUCCAAAGUUGCAUACGAGCCAUUCAAAUUCAGGUCUCAAUGUGCAUCUUGAGGAUGCUGAAAAGGAUGAAAAUGACAGUGCUGUGAAUGAUAUCCGUGAACGCAGUUCUGUACAACACCGCAAAUCAACUGAAGGUGAAAAAGAAGAUCAAAUUUUGCUGAGAAAGAAACUUGCCAUCACAUUUGAAGAAACAGAACUGCCGCCUCCAGACCUUGUGAAACAAACUCUAAAAAUAUUUGAAUCAUCUGGGUCUCCAGGGUCAGCCUCACCCCCAGUGCCUCAAGCUCGUAAUUCUGUGAACAAGAAUGUUAAUUUUAAGACAAAUAAUGCCAAACCAGUGCCUAAAGUGAAAAAUUCUGUGUCAAAGAAACCUCAGGUAUCACCCAAACCAGUGUUCAGCCCUGAGAAACUUCGUUCCCCCAAAGUGGCAUCACCAAAGAAAAGUGUUGACGUUAGUGAUAAAGUGCCUAGUGACAGUGUCAGUGCCUCUGUACGUUCUGGACGUGGUGAUACGUCCCCAGUGCCAGUGAGCCCAGUGAGUCCCCUCAGCAGUCCGGUUACUCCACCUACUUCUGCUGUUACACCUAUUCAGGUUAGAAAUUCAACAAAGCGCAGUCCUCCAUCUCCAAGGAAAACGAUGGGUCUGCCUGUGCUAUCCCCUACGGAAGACAAACCACCACCAAUUCCUAGGAGAGACAAGUCACCCAGCUCAUCUGCCCCUGUCACUCCAGGUACUCCAGUUACACCAGUUACUCCGUUAACGCCGACCACACCUAUAUAUGGCAGCAGUAAUGGACGACCCGAGUCACUUGAUAUCAGGCCAAUCUACUCAGCGUCAGACAGUGAUGGCGAAAUUGAUGAUGUGGAUGCUGUUUCCUCAAAAUCUGUUUCAUCUUCAGCUCUAGAGAAUAUUCGAAAAGAUGGUACUUCUAUGCAGUUUAGCUUUGGAUCUACCAAAAGCCCAGCUAAUGAUACUGCUAAAUCUUACUUGCCUGGAGUGAAGCCAACUCCUCCUAAAGAUCUUCCUAUUCCACCUAAAUCAACACCAACAAAUUGUGUUCGUUCAGUAUCUCCAUUUGAAAGCCACAAUCAAGACCAUGCUACUCGACCUGGUUCAGUCAUAAAUGUAGCUUCUUUGCCUCAUGGGGCUGUUUUAAAAUCACCAGAAUCGCCAGUUCAACAUGCUAAGCAAGUUGGUGUUAUUAGGCCACUUGUUUCAACAAAGCAUCACUCUCCUCACAAUAUAUCUCCCACACCUGCCACUCCAACUACCUUAACAAACAGAGAAAUUGAGAAGAAUCUUAUAAAUCGGGCCAAGUCAAUUGAACAACCCGUAACAAAGGUUGUAGUAUCCUUGAAAAAGCUGCCUGAUGAUGUUGUUGUCGGGUCAGUGUCUCACAGUGCUUUAGCUUUUGCUGUAAAUGGUGACCAAGCUGGAAGCACUCCUGCACCAGUUGCCAGUAAGAGAGGACAAGCCCCUGGAUUAUGGGAUAAAAAACCAUGGCAUCAUCAAGACAACACCAUGGUGUUCAACUUCAGCAACCGCAAGGAGGUGCCAGAUUACAUCGAGAAUGAUGGACUUAUUCUACGCGGAAACAAGAGAGAAAAACAAAGGGACGGCGGCGGUGCUGGCGGCGUGCUCCUGCUCGGGGCGAGCGCCGGCGACGAGUCGUCCACGGACGGCGACAUGGGCGACGUGGACGAGUGGGGGCUGGUGUCGUGCGACCCGCCCUCGCCCUGCACGGUCGUGUUCGAGGGCAGCAACGUCAUCAUCAACGGCCGCAGCAACCUGCGCAAGCAGCAGUCACCCCGGCAGCCACGCAAGCUGCGCAUCCAGUUCAACGACGAGGCCACCACCAUGUUCGAGUACCCCUCGGAGGCCUCUCUGCUGGAGGACGGGGCCCACGGCGCCGCGCCCCCGCCCCCUCCCAGCGGCCCCGCCCCCGCGCCGCCGUCCUCCGCGCCCGCGCCCGGCCUGCCUGUGCCGCUAGGUAGCGGUAGUCUGGCUAGCUACACCCCCAGCAAGUUGCAGAUGGGAGUAAGUGAAACAUUCCAGCUUGGAGUUACAAGAGCACCAUCAUCAUCGUCACCUAGUUCCUCAUCCCCUGACGAUGCUGCUAGUGGGGCUUCAACUGCAUCAAGUGUUGAUACAAUAGAAGCAGAUCACUCUGACCUAGGAGACAGUGAUCAUUUGAAACCUGCAAGGGAAGGAGAAUCAGUGACAUGGAGUGAAGAGUCUGGGACUGACUUGCUUUUCUGAGAAUUGCUUGACUUGGUGAACAACAUGUAAAAUAAGGUUCACCAAGGGGAAUAUUGACGAGAGGGCAGUGCAUUGUUUCUGUGCAACAAAAGCUGUCAACUUUGCCAAGUACUGGACUGAAAAUAGUAGAAUUUUUCUAAUGCCCUCAAUGCAAUACCUGUAAGGAAUGUUCAAUUAGAUUGUUUGAAGAGACAUGUUCAUAGUCUUUUAUCCAAAGACUUUCCUUAUAAAUUCUUAUACAUUAAAAUGACGAGUGUUUUCCCACUUAAUUUUUUGUUUUGUGAAGUGAACGGUGAUGGACUGUUUUGAAAUAAACAAUGUAAUGUGAAAUUGCAAAUGUAUAAUGGGUGGCCGACCAGUCCCAAUGCAGCAAAAAGGUAUUCAAGCCUGCUUCCAGGUGUGCAGGUGGGUUUCAUAUGCUCAUGGAGGCAUAAAGCGCCAUGGUUAGUGAUAUGUAAAUCCGCCUGCUCGCCUGCAUGCAGACUAGUAUUGCCCCCGCUGGCCAGCCAACUUGUGCGUAAAGCUAUUUUAUUGUGUCACUGUAAUGUGAUGCAUAUCCAUGUAGUAUGAGUAAUUGUUUAAGAAAGCAUGCCGGAAAAUUCUGUAGUUUGGUUUCUGAUAUUAAUCUUUCAUUAAAAUCAUUAUUAAAGCAUUAUUUGAAUGUAAUGUCUGUUUCAUAAUUUAUAAUAACAACUUUACAUAUUGAUACAUGUAUACUGUUAGAGUUUAGAGUAUUUAUGCUUAUACUCUGAUAAUAUAUCUGUAUGAUUAUCAUUCUCUUUUCUUCAUAGGAGGGAAUGACUGAACUGUAUGAGUCCUACUCAGGAAUUUACAGCAAAAUACCUAGGAUGUUUUGUCCCUCUCAGAUUUUGUUUAUCUUCAUUCCGAAUUGCUUUCAUAAAUGUGUUCUUUUUCUCUUGCUCAACAUUCUUGAACAAAGAUCUUAACUUUUGAAAAUAACUUUACUGAUCAGCAUAGAUUUUGAAAUUUAGCUGUCAAUUGUUGCAAAAGCAGAGACUUUCCAUCACCUUUUAGUUAACAUUGGUGAUCUUUAGUAGUUUUUUUUCUCUUUUAUCUAUCAAUCAUCCCUAUGAAAUAGUUUAGCCCAAUAAUAGAAAACUUGAGUCUGAGAAAUCUACUGAAAUUUGUGCAACGACUUACAAGUAAUUUAAUGACAAGUCCUUAGCUGCUUGUGCCUCCAUAAGUACUAAGCUGCUGCAAUAACCCUUCGAUCAAUAUUCUCUUUGUGUAAAUAUUGAAUAAGAAAAAAUAUUAUUAAAACUAUUUGAUGUAAAUUCAUGGUGUGUUUGCAUGCUUGAUUGAAACUUCAUCAGCUGAUUACUUUUUAGGUGAAGUUCAUCACAUUUAGUUACAUCCAUAUGUACAGAUGUUAAAUAAAUCAAUUUAGUUGUAUGAAAGGCUGUUAACUGUAUGCUUUAAAAAAAAAAAAUACAGAUUCCAGUAAAACUUCAUAGUGAAAGUACAGUUUUAAGGAAUUGCCAUAAACAAUAUUUAAAGUUUCUCUACAGAGUGAGGUAACUAUGUUCUCGCUGCCAAAAUUAUGUUAGUUUAUGUGUUAGUCCCUCUUCUGUUUCAUGUGUUAAAAGACAAGUUUCAAACAAUGUAUUGGAGAGUUCUACAAUGUGAUUGUACUGUUGUUCUGUGGACUCUAUUUGAAACUUCGAAUUGUGAUAGUUAGGGAAAAAGAAUUUCCUUUUUUGGAUCAAAAGUGAGGAUACAUAUUUUUCAUUAAGGAUUUCUUCCCUAGCAUAGUGUGAUUGUAUGGCAUGAUUUAUACUAUUGUGGGUCCAAGUCUGUACUGAUAGCAAAUAUCAUUGUAAGUCAAUUUACAUUCCAAUGCCAAUAUGGAUUAUAUCCACAGUAAAAUUAAAGCUGCCACCCCAAAUAUCAACUUUCUUAGUAUUGUUGAUAAAAUCGAUUUUCAGGUACACAAUUAAAAGCAUGGCUUUUCUAAUAUCAAGAAUUAAAUAGGUAGUCAAACAUUUUAUUCAAAUCAGCAUUAUGAUGGGACAUGAAGAAUGUUACAAAUAAGUAUUUAUCUUACUCAUUAGACACCUUUUAUAAUUCGGAGCUACUUACUGUAAUGUGAAUAUUCCGUUAUCUAGUCAUUAGUGGUUAUAGUAUGACGAUUAAAGGCUAGUGUCAAUCUGCCACAGACAAAGUUUUAUUUUAUGCAUUUAACAAGUAGAGGUGUUUUCCAAAGAAUCACAUGCUGUGCCUUUAUGUUCUAAAUAUAACAGUUUUGUAAUCUUCACCUUCCUUUCUUCCACAUUUCUGUAGAUUCUGCUCAUUAAAAGAAACAAAAAACAACCAGCUCAAUGUCAUUAUGUAGGUUCUGUAUUCUCUGUUAUUGUGAAGAUUUUAAAUAUUAUAAUCCAUCCUUAAUUUUUACUCCUUGUUUUUUUAUAAAUGGAGCCCAACUCUCCUUCAGUGUAAAUUGUGUUAAAUUCUCUUGUAAUAUAGAAGUUUAUGUGAAAAAGGAAUUUGUAGGAUAACAUUCACAUUGUUGUAUUUGUACUCCUAUACAUAUUCAUGUGUGUGAAAUAAAGAGACUAUUGCAAAAAAUAAUAAAGUGCUCUGAAAGAAAAA